Messenger RNA from Cyphomyrmex costatus, 873 nucleotides. It is a transcript of the gene Obp10, whose product is annotated as odorant binding protein 10. The transcript has 6 exons. Lineage: Eukaryota; Metazoa; Arthropoda; Insecta; Hymenoptera; Formicidae. Gene Ontology annotation, molecular function: odorant binding. Bases 253 to 693 code for a protein of 146 amino acids. The record is from RefSeq and is a predicted model, not a curated record.
GACCCCGUGCCUCAUCUCUCAUCCCGACCCACGUUCGGCUACCCGUGUCGCCACUCGGCCUCCCGACUCCGACGUUCAGUCGCACCCUCGCAUCGCGGACGGCGCGUACUCUGUACGUUUUCGCACAUUGACACGCGUCGGAAACGGGAUUACCGCGAGCAAAGAUACGCUCGCACCACCGAUAGCAGUUAGCGAGAAGGAAGGCUCUGUAAAAGUGAUAAGGAAUACGAAUACAUUUGAGAGAUACCAAGGAUGAGGCUCCUCGCGGUCGCCCUGGGCUUCCUUCUUCAGGCGUGGAUCGUGUCCUGUGGGACAAGACCCAGCUUCGUUUCCGAUCAGAUGAUCGCGACCGCAGCUAGUGUCGUGAACGCCUGCCAAACGCAAACGGGAGUUGCCACAGCCGACAUAGAAGCGGUAAGAAAUGGUCAAUGGCCGGAAACACGUCAACUGAAGUGCUACAUGUAUUGCCUCUGGGAACAAUUCGGUUUGGUUGACGACAAGAGAGAGCUAAGUCUAAACGGGAUGCUGACGUUUUUCCAGAGAAUACCCGCUUAUAGAGCCGAAGUCGAGAAAGCGAUCAGCGAGUGCAAGGGGAUUGGUAACUAUUUGGCGAAGGGCGAUAAUUGUGAAUAUGCGUACGCGUUCAAUAAAUGCUACGCGGAGCUAUCUCCUAGGACUUACUAUCUGUUCUAAUGAGCGAGGCGAAGGCGACGCGUAAGAAGACCAAGAACAAAAUGCUCAAGAUACAAUUCCGUGUCGAGAUGUUUUUACGUUUAAAUCAUUUCCCACUUUAUCAUGUAACCGCUGUACAUGUUGUAUUGCGUAAACCGUAUACGAAUAUGUGUCGAUGAAAUAAAGAAUUUAGCGAUCUAA